AGCGCGGAUAAACUACGAAGCACUCACGAGCGUGAUUCAUGCUUCCUGCUGUUGUCAGCCCUGAUUCAUGGGAUCAUGGUCGACCGAUUGGUGAACAGCGAGGCCAAUGCCAGGCGUAUCGCGAUGGUCGAAAACUGCUUCGGCAGUUCUGGCCAGCCACUCGCGGUACCCGGCAGGGUUCUGGUGGGAGAAGGUGUCUUGACCAAAAUGUGCAGGAAGAAGCCCAAACCGAGACAGUUCUUCUUGUUCAAUGACAUAUUGGUUUAUGGAAAUAUCGUGAUAAAUAAGAAAAAGUACAACAAGCAGCAUAUAAUACCACUAGAAGAGGUAAAAUUAGAGUCUCUAGCUGAUGAGGGUCAAUAUCGUAAUGGAUGGCUCAUUAAGACAGUAACAAAGUCGUUUGCUGUUUAUGCUGCUACCGCAACAGAGAAGCAAGAAUGGAUGGCACAUAUCACAAAAUGCAUUGAAGAUUUAUUAAGAAAAAGUGGCAAGAAACCCGUUGAAAUUCACGCAGCAGUUUGGGUACCAGAUAACGAAGCUACAAUUUGCAUGCACUGUAAUAAAACGCAAUUUACAGUAUUAAACAGACGGCAUCACUGUAGGCAAUGCGGCGCAGUAGUAUGCGGGCCCUGCAGUAAUAAAAAGUUAUUGCUACCUGGACAAGGGAAUGGGAAAGCCGUCAGGGUCUGUUUACAAUGCUAUGAUGCUGCUAGUAAAGUCAAAGCUUCACCUGCAUCUACUGUGGAUGGUCUAAAUAACAAAGAUCCACAACGUAAUUCUGCCGACAGCUCAGGAGGAGACAGUUCCGGAGAUGACGAUGAGGGAAACAAGGAAGAGAAUCAUGAUGAGCCUAAAUUCUAUUCCACGCUCGGCCGAUGAAGAUGAUUAAAACGUUGCACCAAACAUGAAAGAGAUACAAACAUUUUACGACAAAACAUGUCUUCUUUUUUUUUUUAUGAGACCCCGUAAUGUACCAUCGAGAAUGGAAAAGUUUGCAGGAGUUUCUUUAAAAGGAGGAGAAUCUUUAGAAAUACUACAAAAUGAUAUGUGAAAAGAACUGAAGAACGAUAACUAUAAAAAUUAUGAGAUAUGAUUUGUGCCUAACAUCACAGCGUGUUCAUCGCUAGAUUCGUCUGAUUUGCAUUAUGAACUUCUGCAACUUUUAUUAUUGACAGAUACUGCAAUUUACUAACAGAAACCAAACGAGAAAAUGUUAAGUAUGUACAGACAAUCGCGGAGUUGUAAGGAGGUACUAAUGUUUCUUCUCAAAUAUCAUUAAUGGAUCGUUAGAGCAUUGUGGUUAUCAACAGAAGUUUGUAAUUGCUAAUAUAUGAUUACAUCGAUCAAAUUCAUUAGCAAGUGUAAUUAGAUACAUUUUCUCAUCAAUGUAUGUAUAUGAAAAAUAUAUAUGCCACAUUGUGCCUUUUUA
Dinoponera quadriceps is the source of this 1429-nucleotide messenger RNA. RefSeq names its product pleckstrin homology domain-containing family F member 2 (gene rush). The transcript is spliced from 8 exons. Gene Ontology annotation, molecular function: phosphatidylinositol binding; metal ion binding. The coding region runs from base 76 to 879 and encodes 267 amino acids. The record is from RefSeq and is a predicted model, not a curated record. Gene Ontology annotation, cellular component: early endosome. Lineage: Eukaryota; Metazoa; Arthropoda; Insecta; Hymenoptera; Formicidae.